AUGGUCUCUUUCAAGCCUCACAUCAGAGGCCCCACCUCUGGGAGCAGCGCCCCCGCAUCCCUCAGGCCCCAGCCUGCUGUACUGUCCCCUACCAGAAGAGGCACUGCGGGGCGGCACCCGCCGGUUCCCACAGCUCGGGGAAGACCCGGGCGGCGGCGGCUUAGCCCCGACCCCUCCCCUCCCGCUCCCUCCUCCUCCGGGUCUGAGGGCGGCGGCCUCCGACUCAAGACCCUGGGGCUCCGGGUCUUCUCAGCAGCCGCCGCUGCAGCCGCGGCGACGUCACCGUCCUCGCGGCCUCGCACACAGCGCUGUGGCCGCCGAAUGCCCGUGGACGCGCAUCUCUUCCCAGAGUUCCUGCUUCCUGGGCCAGCCAAAGCCGCAGUUUUAGAAGGAGAGAUUUGCUGUUUCAUAAAAGAAAUUGGGACACUAUAACUUUUUGUGUCUGGAAUAUAUUAUAGCAUUGGAAUAAGCUGUUCUUUGAAAGCUUGAAAGACUUUACCGGUACAAUGAUCCCCCUCUCCAAAUAUAAAAAGGUAAAAUAAAACGUUGGUCAGUGUCUGUUGCACAAAAAUACAUCUGAUAUUUACUUGUGUUUUCUUAGUUCUCUAGAA
Lemur catta (Ring-tailed lemur) is the source of this 611-nucleotide messenger RNA. RefSeq names its product translation initiation factor IF-2-like. The coding region runs from base 1 to 432 and encodes 143 amino acids. Lineage: Eukaryota; Metazoa; Chordata; Mammalia; Primates; Lemuridae. The record is from RefSeq and is a predicted model, not a curated record. The transcript has 2 exons.